Eurypyga helias (sunbittern) is the source of this 1134-nucleotide messenger RNA. RefSeq names its product tyrosinase (gene TYR). NCBI's taxonomy places the organism in Eukaryota, Metazoa, Chordata, Aves, Eurypygiformes, Eurypygidae. Gene Ontology annotation, biological process: melanin biosynthetic process; pigmentation. The annotation marks the transcript as partial. The transcript has 2 exons. The record is from RefSeq and is a predicted model, not a curated record. Gene Ontology annotation, molecular function: tyrosinase activity.
GGGAGGAAUUUCUUUCACACCCCAGACUUUGGAGGGGUCAGAGCGAGCACUCCAUGCACUGAAGCGUAACGCUGAUGCUCUCCUGCUGCUCUGUGAGGAUGUCGCUGUUUGCCAUGGGUUUUCUCCUAGUCAUCCUUCAGCCAGCCACCGGGCAGUUCCCCAGAGCCUGUGCGAACACGCAGAGCUUGCAGAGGAAGGAGUGCUGUCCUCCCUGGGCUGGAGACGGGUCCCCCUGUGGGGAACUUUCUGGCAGAGGGUCCUGCCAGAACAUCCUGCUCUCCCAGGCUCCACUGGGACCCCAGUUCCCUUUCUCAGGAGUGGAUGACAGAGAGGACUGGCCCUCCGUAUUUUACAACCGGACGUGUAAAUGCGAAGGAAACUUCUUGGGAUUCAACUGUGGUGAGUGCAAGUUUGGAUUCUCAGGAAUCAACUGCACUGAAAGGCAACUGAGAACAAGAAGGAACAUCCUCCAGCUCACCACCAGUGAGAAGGACAAGUUUCUUGCCUACCUCAACCUGGCAAAGAACACCCUCAGCCAGGACUAUGUUAUUGCUACUGGCACGUAUACUCAGAUGAACAAUGGCUCCAACCCCAUGUUCAGAAACAUCAACGUGUAUGAUCUCUUUGUGUGGAUGCAUUAUUAUGCCUCUCGAGACACACUCUUAGGUGGGUCCAAUGUGUGGCGGGACAUUGAUUUUGCUCAUGAAGCCCCUGGUUUUCUGCCUUGGCAUCGGGUCUUUCUGCUGAUGUGGGAACGUGAGAUCCAGAAGAUAACAGGUGAUGAGAAUUUCACCAUCCCCUACUGGGACUGGCGCGAUGCAGAGGAUUGCGUGGUCUGCACUGAUGAAUACAUGGGUGGCAGACAUCCCACCAACCCCAAUUUACUCAGUCCAGCAUCAUUUUUCUCCUCGUGGCAGGUAAUUUGUACUCGGUCUGAAGAGUACAACAGCCAAGAGGCUUUAUGCAGUGGCACAAGUGAGGGGCCUAUACUGCGAAACCCUGGAAACAAUGAUAAAUCAAGGACACCAAGGCUCCCAUCUUCAGCUGAAGUUGAAUUUUGCCUAUCACUAACUCAGUAUGAAUCUGGAUCGAUGGACAAAAUGGCCAAUUACAGUUUCCGAAACACUUUGGAAG